AUGAAGGGAUGGGAGGACACGACCGUGAAGGAGGUUCGUACUUAUCUUGGGCUGCGGUUCUUGAUGGGGCUGCAGUCCAAGAGGCAAAUGCGAGACUUCUGGUCUCGCGACCCUCUGAUGUCGUCGGCGAUUUUCCCGCAAACGAUGUCGCGCGACCGAUUUGAUCAGCUGACAGAAGCACUACACUUCGCAGACAACCAGGCCGAGCGUCAAGCAGAUGAUCGACUCUGGAAACUGAGGCCUGUCGUAGAUGUGCCAAACAAGGUCGCCUCCAUUGACGAGAGCCUUUGGGCCUUCAAGGGGCGCCACCAGGCUUUGCAGUUCGUGCCCAACAAGAGAGCACGCAGAGGAAUAAAGGUAUAUAAGCUCUGCUCGAGUUUGGGGCCAGAGGCCGGCUACACCACGUAUCUACAUGGGGACGUCCCCGCGAGCAUGAAGGCGGUGAUAGACCUGCUGGAGAGAGGUGGCCUCAUGGACAAGGGGUACGAAGUACAUACCGACAACUGGUACUCGUCCCCUAGUCUGUUCCACCACCUACAAAAAAGAAAAACAAGCGCUGUCAGAAGCAACAGGAAGCAGAUGCCGACAGACCUGCAGGCAAAAGGGCGAGGAAGUGUAGACUUCCGAAGUACAGACUCGGGUAUGCUCGCCCUUCAUUGGCUGGACAGGAGGCCAGUCACCAUGCUCUCCACGGUGCACACGAGCGAGAUGGUAGCUCUUCCUCCCAACCACCAAGGAAUCCAACGAAUAAAGCCAAAGGUUGUAACAGACUACAACAACGGCAUGAAGGGAGUUGACUUCAGUGACCAGCUUUGA
Penaeus vannamei (Pacific white shrimp) is the source of this 816-nucleotide messenger RNA. The record is from RefSeq and is a predicted model, not a curated record. NCBI's taxonomy places the organism in Eukaryota, Metazoa, Arthropoda, Malacostraca, Decapoda, Penaeidae.